Oppiella nova is the source of this 1221-nucleotide messenger RNA. The record is from the annotation of a GenBank genome assembly. Lineage: Eukaryota; Metazoa; Arthropoda; Arachnida; Sarcoptiformes; Oppiidae.
GGUCUGACCCCAGAACAGGCUCACGAGGUGCUGCUCAGGGAUGGUCUGAACGCGUUGUCGCCGCCGAAGAGGACUCCAGAAUGGGUUAAAUUCAGCAAAAACUUGUUCGGAGGGUUCGCUCUACUGCUAUGGAUCGGCGCUAUACUCUGUUUCAUCGCAUAUUCCAUACAGGCCUCCAGUUUCGAUGAGGCGCCCGACGAUAAUUUAUAUCUGGGAAUAGUGUUGGCAACGGUGGUGAUAGUGACCGGAUGUUUCUCCUACUAUCAGGAGGCGAAGAGCUCCAAAAUAAUGGACUCAUUCAAGAAUAUGAUACCACAAUACGCGACUGUCAUCAGGAAUGGCCAGAAGUACACGAUUCCGGCCGAAGAGGUGGUGAUGGGAGAGGUGGUCGAAGUGAAGGGCGGAGACCGUAUACCGGCUGACAUUCGCGUAAUACAGGCGCACGGAUUCAAAGUCGACAACUCGUCCCUCACCGGAGAAUCUGAACCCCAGUCCCGAUCUCCCGAAUGCACUAAUGAUAACCCAUUGGAGACUAAGAAUGUGGCCUUCUUUUCGACCAAUUGCGUUGAGGGCACCGGUAGAGGCAUUGUCAUCUGCACCGGCGACCGCACAGUCAUGGGUCGUAUUGCGAACCUGGCGUCGGGUCUGGAGAUGGGCGACACUCCCAUCGCCAAAGAGAUCACUCAUUUCAUUCACAUCAUCACAGGAGUGGCAGUCUUUCUGGGCGUCUCCUUCUUUAUUAUAGCCUUCGCGUUGGGCUACCACUGGUUGGACGCCGUUAUCUUCCUCAUCGGCAUCAUCGUCGCCAACGUUCCCGAAGGACUGUUAGCCACAGUCACCGUAUGUCUGACUCUGACGGCCAAACGUAUGGCAAGUAAGAACUGUUUGGUGAAGAACUUGGAGGCCGUGGAGACACUGGGCUCGACGUCAACCAUAUGUUCCGAUAAGACGGGAACUCUAACUCAAAACCGAAUGACUGUCUCUCAUCUCUGGUUCGACAAUCAGAUCGUCGACGCGGACACCACUGAAGAGCAAACCGGUGUCUCGUUUGACAAGUCGUCGCUCGUGUGGAAGGCCUUAUCGCGUGUCGCGUGCUUUUGCUCUCGCGCUGAGUUCCUUCCCGGUCAGGACCACAUCCCUGUCAUGAAGCGCGAGUGCACUGGCGAUGCCUCCGAGUCGGCUAUACUGAAGUGCAUGGAACUGGCGGUCGGCAACGUUCCC